Messenger RNA from Limanda limanda (common dab), 3294 nucleotides. RefSeq names its product prickle homolog 3 (gene prickle3). Bases 147 to 2579 code for a protein of 810 amino acids. The transcript is spliced from 11 exons. Gene Ontology annotation, molecular function: zinc ion binding. The record is from RefSeq and is a predicted model, not a curated record. Lineage: Eukaryota; Metazoa; Chordata; Actinopteri; Pleuronectiformes; Pleuronectidae.
GAAUGAGGAGCUCAGUGAAGUCAGAGCCCGACAUCAUGUAGACGGACACACACCGUGUUGUGUUACAUAUCCUCACAUGUGUGUUUGUCCCCUGGUUUUUAUUCCUCACUCCUGGAAACUGCUUGUUCUUCCUCCUCGUCUUCAUCAUGUUCCUCCGCGGCUCCAAGAAGCGACGCUCCAGCCGCUCGCAGGAGGAAGAGGACCCGGACAGAGGUCAGCCCUGUAUGCGCUGUGGAGACCAGUGCCCCGGCUUCCGUGUCCACGGCUGGAGGAAAAUCUGCGUGCACUGCAAGUGUGUGCGAGAGGAGCAUGCCGUGCGCUCCGUGCCGGGCCAGCUGGAGAAGAUGAUGACCAAGCUGGUGUCGGACUUCCAGAGACACUCCAUCUCCGAUGACGACUCGGGCUGCGCCUCCGAGGAGUAUUCAUGGGUCCCACCGGGGCUCAAGCCCGAACAGGUUUACCAGUAUUUCAGCUGCUUGCCAGAGGACAGGGUUCCUUAUGUGAACAGUCCGGGGGAGAGAUACCGGAUCAAGCAACUGCUGCACCAGCUGCCGGCUCAUGACAGCGAGCCGCAGUACUGUAACACUCUGGAGGAGGAGGAGAAGAAGGAGCUGCGUCAGUUCAGUCAGCAGAGGAAGAGAGAGAACCUGGGCCGAGGCGUCGUCAGACUCUUCCCUGUAACUAUGAUGGGAGCCAAAUGUCAACAGUGUGGCAGGCAGAUCUGCGGCGGAGACAUAGCGGUGUUUGCCAACCGGGCCGGACACGGCGGCUGCUGGCACCCUCAGUGUUUCCAGUGCUCCUCGUGCACCGAGCUGCUGGUGGAUCUGAUCUACUUCUACCAGGAAGGACAGAUCUACUGCGGGCGACACCACGCCGAGAGGCUGAAGCCGCGCUGCCAGGCCUGCGACGAGAUUAUUCUCGCGGAUGAGUGCACAGAGGCAGAAGGACGAUAUUGGCACAUGAAGCACUUCUGCUGCUUUGAGUGCGAGGCGGCGCUCGGCGGCCAGCGUUACAUCAUGAAGGAGAGUCGCCCGUACUGCUGCUCCUGCUACCAGGCCAUGUACGCCGAGUACUGCGAUACCUGCGGAGAGCACAUAGGUAUCGACCAGGGUCAGAUGACGUACGAGGGUCAGCACUGGCACGCCGUGGAGUCGUGUUUCUGCUGCGCCCGCUGCCGGCUGCCUCUCCUGGGACGGCCCUUCCUCCCCCGGGCGGGUCUCAUCUUCUGUUCCCGGCCCUGCUCGCUGGGCGAAGACCCCGAUAACUCCGACUCCUGCGACUCGGCGCUGCAGAGCAGAACUUCUCAGCACCUCGGCCGGCACAGCGGGACGCCAGAGAAACACAAGAGGCAGCAGUGUGGUUCCCCACUGAAGCCACCAGAGGGCGUCACUAUAACUGCAAAGGACUGCAUUCACACUGCAGUGGAGAACAGGGGCGUCCACUCGGCUCCGGUUCAAAACGGACUUCCUGCUCCCGGUGGUCAGCCUCAUCCCAGAGGCUCCUAUUCUCCUCUUCCCCACAUUCAUCUAGGAAACGGUCUGGGUCCAUCUUGGCCCAGCGACCUCCCUCACUACAGCUUACUGCCGGAGAACUGUGGUGUCAGACCUCCAGUCAGCGCUCUGCAGCAGAAUGAGAACACUGGACUAACCGGUCUGAAUUCUAGAGGAACCUCCACCGCUAAAGACUGUAGAAACUGGGUGGAGAGGACCAAUCAAGUUAUGCAAGCGUUUCCCCCCCACAAAAACCCACUUGUGAACCCCCUGGUUUCGCCCGACUCGUCUCCUCUUCCUCUCGGCAACACGUCCGUCCUCCCGCCUCCUCUUCCCGUCAAGACUCGUGACCUGAUCCCCAGCGAGUCGCACCCGCCGGACCUCCGGUUUCUAGAGGACGGACCCGAGGAUCCUGCCCCCCCGCUGGGUCGCAGCGGCACAGCGAGAGUCAGCUUCAGAGAACCAAUCAGCAGCAGCUACUCCGUGGACGCGGAGGAGGACGAGGAGGAGAACGAGGAGGAGCAGCGGGAGGGCGAGGACGGCCAGCAGGUGGAGGAGGAGGUGGAGGGAGGGUUUGGAAGCAGGUUGAAUCUGCAGAAAGGGAUCCCGCCGCAGAUGGAUCUACUGGACGGAUCCUCGUACCAGCAGCGGAAUCUGAGGCGAGGGUGGAACCGUGGCCGUGUCCCGUCCGACCCGAGUCUCCACCCGGGCUCAGAGAGGAGAACCCGACCCUCGCGGACCGAGCGGCCUCAGCUGGACGAGCUGGACUGGAGAGGAGAGAGAGACCCGGACAGCCGGGGCUGCUCCAAGGUUUCCUCCCUGAGCCUCCAGCCGGGCCACUACAAGCACGAGGACUCCUGCUCCACGUGUUCCUCCUCCUCGGACUCGGAGGAGGACGGCUUCUUCCUGGGACAGCCCAUCCCUCUGCCCCCCCAGCUCAGGAAACAGCAGCCCGACGAGGGCGAGGACAGGGAGGGGGGGCAGGAGACGGAGGUGCAGAGGGACUCGGGGCUGAGAGGAAGCUUCAGGAGGAGACGAGCUCACAGUCUCAGUGCAAAGGACAAAGAUAAAAACUGUGCUAUUUCUUAACGACAGAAAGCAACACGGACACACAGACGCUUAUUUACUGACUGGUGCUGCUCAAGAGGAGCUCACCGCCUUUCAUUAUUCUGGUGUCCACGUUGUGUGAUGGUGUUGAAUACAAAAUUCUACAGACUUUUGGCAAAGGUGAACCAAGGCCACUGAUUCUCCUUAGACGAAGGAAGAAAAGUGAGCUUCAUCCACAUUCAUAUGUUUUCAUUUUAAAACGCAUCAGUGCUGCUUCGUAUACACCUGACGUCCACACUCCCCCACUGAGAACUUAACUUUGGAAACACUGCUGGGCCCAUUUUAGUUUGAAAGGUCCAGGCUGCCUUUUAGUCUGAAAGUUUGGAGAAAUUGACAGUAAAAUGCAUAAAACACCUUCUAACACUAAGAUCAAGAACCAGAAUAAUUGGGCAGACAGCGAGAUGAGAGGCCAAAUUCUCCACUGGCAAUAGGAAAUGAGUCGAGCACCUUCAUUUAUCGAGUUUAAAGAAUCUGUGUAUACCUGAUAAUUGAGGUGUAAAAGAGGUGAUGCUGUCUGUAAAGGUUCCACCUCAAUGUCGGUCCAAGAAAAGAAAUCCCUGCUCUUACUUCUCGCUCGUUUUUGUCCAAACAAUUGUUUCUAGUAUUUCCUGUAACUAAGCAACAUACUGCAAAUAGGCUGACUAUCUGCUUCCUGUACACAGCAGCACACUAAUGCUAAGUGUAUGUGAAUGGUCAU